Molecule: messenger RNA, 952 nt
Organism: Cavia porcellus (domestic guinea pig)
Lineage: Eukaryota; Metazoa; Chordata; Mammalia; Rodentia; Caviidae
Gene: Fdx1
Product: ferredoxin 1
Exons: 4
Coding region: 189-719 (176 amino acids)
Biological process (GO): P450-containing electron transport chain
Molecular function (GO): 2 iron, 2 sulfur cluster binding
Source: RefSeq, a predicted model, not a curated record
UGGGCCCGCGGCAAGGCCGGCGCCGCGGCCUUUAUAGGUCACGCGGGGCGAGGCCGCAGCUGUCCUGCCCUCGGCGCCGGACCCGCCCGACCCUCCGGCCCUCCGGCCCGCUGCCCCCGCCGGCCCCCGCCGAGCUCGCGCGCCCGCUGCCGGCGGCCUGGUCGCACGCGGCAGCUCCGGACUCGGCCAUGGCCUCCGCCGGGGGCGCCCGGCUCCUGCGCGCCGCCUCUGCGGCUCUCGGCGGCCCGGCCCGCCGGUGCCUGCUCCCGGCCGGGCCCCGAGCGGCAGCCGGCGGCCUGCGGGGCAGCGGGGCGCCCCGCCGGGCUGUGAGCCUGUCGGCCCGGAGCAGCUCAGAAGAUAAGAUAACAAUCCACUUUAUAAACCGAGAUGGUGAAAAGUUAACAACCCAAGGAAAAAUCGGUGACUCCCUGCUAGAUGUUGUGGUUGAAAAUAAUUUAGAUAUUGAUGGUUUUGGUGCCUGUGAGGGAACCCUGGCGUGCUCUACCUGCCAUCUCAUCUUUGAGGAUCACAUCUAUGAGAAGUUAGAUGCGAUCACUGAUGAGGAGAAUGACAUGCUUGAUCUGGCUUAUGGACUAACAGACAGGUCGCGGUUGGGCUGCCAAAUCUAUCUGACCAAAUCGAUGGACAACAUGACCGUUCGAGUGCCUGAUGCAGUGGCUGAUGCCAGACAGUCUGUUGACGUGGGCAAGAAUUCCUAAGUUACAAUAAAAAGAAAUAUUUUCACAAAAUUUUAUGUUUUUUAUAAUUAUUUGUAAUGUAGUUGAAUGAGCACAUGGGCAAAUGGGUUUAUUAUUAUACUAUCUUUGCUAUUUUAAUUCUUGUGUAACUGAUUUUUGUAGUAUGAAUGUGUGUGAUCUUUUGGUUAAAUUAUAUAAAUAUAUGUCAAAUAUUAGAAAAUAACUGAUAUGAUAAUAAAUCCUUAUGUAUUUUA